Molecule: messenger RNA, 2442 nt
Organism: Chanos chanos (milkfish)
Lineage: Eukaryota; Metazoa; Chordata; Actinopteri; Gonorynchiformes; Chanidae
Gene: enc1
Product: ectodermal-neural cortex 1
Exons: 4
Coding region: 57-1832 (591 amino acids)
Biological process (GO): ubiquitin-dependent protein catabolic process
Cellular component (GO): Cul3-RING ubiquitin ligase complex; cytoplasm
Molecular function (GO): protein binding
Source: RefSeq, a predicted model, not a curated record
GUUCACGGGUUAAGGCGGACAAAAGUGAACCCAAACUUUCACCCAAGGAGGAUUCAAUGAAAAUGUCCGUCUGUAUGCACGAGACCCGAAAAUCACGGGCCAGCACAGGGUCCAUGAACAUCUACUUGUUCCAUAAGUCGUCAUACGCCGACAGUGUGCUCAUGCACCUCAAUGCCCUGCGACAACAGCGGCUCUUCACCGACGUCCUGCUGCACGCUGGGAGCCGUUCAUUCCCGUGCCAUCGUGCUGUUCUUGCUGCCUGUAGUCGUUACUUUGAAGCUAUGUUCAGUGGAGGACUGAGAGAGAGCCAGGCCAAUGAAGUGGACUUCAGAGACUCCAUACACCCAGAGGUAUUGGAGCUGCUGUUGGACUAUGCCUACUCGUCCCGCGUGGUCAUAAACGAAGAGAAUGCUGAGUCCCUCCUAGAAGCUGGAGACAUGUUGGAAUUCCAGGACAUCAGAGACGCUUGCGCGGAAUUCCUGGAGAAGAACUUGCAUCCAUCCAACUGCCUGGGCAUGCUCCUGCUGUCUGAUGCCCACCAGUGCACGCAGCUUUUCCAGCUCUCCUGGAGUAUGUGCCUGAGCAACUUUCCUGCCAUCUGUAAGACUGAAGAAUUCCUGCAACUUCCUAAAGACAUGCUAGUCCAGCUACUGUCUCAUGAGGAACUGGAGACUGAGGAUGAACGGCUAGUCUAUGAAUCUGCGCUCAACUGGGUGAACUAUGACCUGGAACGUCGGCAUUGCCACCUUCCGGAGCUGCUCCGGACAGUGCGGCUGGCGCUGCUUCCUGCCAUAUUCCUGAUGGAGAACGUCUCUACAGAGGAGCUGAUCAAUACUCAAGCCAAAAGCAAGGAGCUGGUGGAUGAGGCCAUCCGAUGUAAGCUGCGCAUCCUACAGAACGAUGGGGUGGUCAACAGCCCCUGUGCCCGUCCCCGUAAAACUAGCCAUGCCCUUUUCCUACUGGGAGGUCCUACCUUCAUGUGUGAUAAGCUGUACCUGGUGGAUCAGAAGGCCAAGGAGAUCAUUCCUAAAGCUGACAUUCCUAGUCCACGAAAGGAGUUCAGCGCUUGUGCCAUUGGUUGCAAAGUAUAUGUGACGGGCGGGCGUGGCUCCGAAAACGGCGUAUCCAAAGACGUUUGGGUGUAUGACACACUGCAUGAGGAGUGGUCCAAAGCAGCACCAAUGCUAAUUGCACGAUUUGGCCACGGCUCAGCCGAGUUACGGCACUGCCUCUAUGUGGUUGGAGGUCACACGGCUGCAACAGGUUGCCUUCCUGCAUCGCCGUCUGUCUCACUGAAACAAGUGGAGCAGUUUGACCCCGUUGCCAACAAGUGGACCAUGGUGGCGCCCUUACGGGAGGGCGUUAGCAAUGCGGCUGUCGUUAGCGUCAAACUAAAGCUGUUUGCUUUUGGCGGCACCAGUGUAGCGCAUGACAAGCUCCCGAAAGUCCAGUGCUACGACCCUGUGGAAAAUCGGUGGACUGUUCCCGCUUCCUGCCCACAACCAUGGCGGUAUACGGCUGCAGCGGUCCUUGGAAACCAAAUCUUUGUGAUGGGAGGUGACACUGAAUUUUCUGCAUGUUCAGCAUAUAAAUUCAGCAGCGAGACAUACCAGUGGACAAAAGUGGGUGAUGUAACGGCCAAACGCAUGAGCUGCCAGGCUGUAGCAUCGGGUAACAAACUCUACGUGGUAGGAGGCUAUUUUGGCACACAGCGAUGCAAGACGCUGGACUGCUAUGAUCCAACUCUUGACGCUUGGAACAGCAUCACCACUGUGCCCUAUUCGCUCAUCCCCACUGCUUUUGUCAGCACCUGGAAACAUCUCCCUGCUUGAUUGAUGUUUACCAGGAUAUUGUCUGUCCCCCUUACCUUUGGAGAUCUCAUUCAUUUUCAGUCAUCUUCUGCUGGGUUUCGACUGUGAAGAAAUACACUUUAAAUUUUCCAUGAAAGUACAAAGACAUUUUCACGUGUUACGUUUUUACACUUCUCUUUGACAUAAAGGGUGUUAACCAGUCACCAACCUGACCCUCUACUACAGUCACAAACCAAACUACUCCAAAUUGAUCCAAAGUAUGCUCUGCUCUUUAAAGGACAACUGAAAGUACAGAGCCAUGUAAUAUUCUGCCUGGGGGUGUUCCGUAGUGAGCCUGUGUUCAUGAUGAGGACCAAACCUACCAACAGCUGCUGAUUGGAGAGGACCAGUCAGCAUCGAGUGUACUGAAUAUGUCUGUCAAACAAGCUAUCUCGCUGGACACGUGUGUGUCUUGGGGUGUGUCACAUGAAGGAUGGAGUAGGAAAGAGAAAGGAAAGGGCGUACUCCUCUGCAUGAUAUCUGUAGACAAUCCAAGUCACUAUAAUCACUCACUUUUUCUCUCUCUCUCUCUCUCUUAUACCCUGGUGAAGCAAAGGGGAGAGAGGGGGUGUCUUAGAUCAAGAAUGCUCAU